This is a messenger RNA of Alexandromys fortis (reed vole), 3293 nucleotides long. It is a transcript of the gene Znf628, whose product is annotated as zinc finger protein 628. NCBI's taxonomy places the organism in Eukaryota, Metazoa, Chordata, Mammalia, Rodentia, Cricetidae. Gene Ontology annotation, cellular component: nucleoplasm. The record is from RefSeq and is a predicted model, not a curated record. The transcript has 2 exons. Gene Ontology annotation, molecular function: RNA polymerase II cis-regulatory region sequence-specific DNA binding; DNA-binding transcription repressor activity, RNA polymerase II-specific. Gene Ontology annotation, biological process: regulation of transcription by RNA polymerase II. The coding region runs from base 193 to 3291 and encodes 1032 amino acids.
UUUGUGUGCGCGAGAGGCCGCCGAUAAAGGUUGAGUGCCUCGCGCCGGGGGCCGUGGGGAGGGAGCGCGCCCCCGCCCCCUCCCGGGCCGCGGCUCCCGCAGCGCUGUGCCGGGCCCCGCUUCCCGUCAGCCCCCGCGGGAAGGCUCUGGGGUUCUCCUUGAUCCCCCUCCCAGACCGGGGCCACAGGUGUGAUGGCCAGCUCCCACGUGGACAUGGCGCCAGCUUCCACCACCGUGGGAACGGAGGAAAAGCCAGGCCCCACUGCCCCAGCACCCACCCCCGCUGCUCAGUAUGAGUGCGGGGAGUGCGGUAAGUCCUUCCGGUGGUCAUCUCGGCUCCUGCACCAUCAGCGCACGCACACGGGCGAACGGCCUUAUAAGUGCCCGGACUGCCCCAAAGCCUUCAAGGGUUCCUCAGCCCUCCUCUACCAUCAGCGGGGCCACACAGGCGAGCGGCCGUAUCAGUGCCCAGACUGUCCCAAAGCCUUCAAGCGCUCCUCCCUGCUGCAGAUCCACCGCAGUGUUCACACGGGCCUGCGAGCCUUCACCUGUGGCCAGUGUGGCCUGGCCUUCAAGUGGUCAUCCCACUACCAGUACCACCUGCGACAGCAUACUGGCGAGCGGCCCUACCCAUGCCCAGACUGCCCCAAGGCUUUCAAGAACUCGUCCAGCUUGCGGCGUCACCGGCAUGUACACACCGGGGAACGCCCUUACACCUGUGGCAUUUGCGGCAAGAGCUUCACACAGAGUACCAAUCUGCGCCAGCACCAGCGGGUACACACAGGGGAGCGUCCAUUUCGCUGUCAGCUCUGCCCCAAGACCUUCACACACUCCUCCAACUUGCUGUUGCACCACCGCACCCACAGCCCUGCCCCUGGCUCCAUCCCCACCCCUGAGGAGGAGACCAGCACAGCCAGCACCAAGGUCCUGGUCUCUGAUGCCUACCUACAGCCCUGCAGCCCACCUGCACCCCAAGUCCCGUCCCCUCCACCCCCACCCGUGGUCCCUGAGCUCUUCCUGGCAGCUGCGGAGACCACUGUGGAGCUGGUGUACCGCUGUGACGGCUGCGAGCAGGGAUUCAGCAGCGAGGAGCUGCUCUUGGAGCACCAGCCCUGCCCGGGUCCCGCCGUGGCCGCCCAGCCCCAAGAUGCGCCUGCUGAACUGCCCCAGGCCGAUCCCCCUCUGCCACAGCCCCCGCCUGUCACUGCGGAGUCCCCGAACUUUGCUUGCCUUCCUUGCGGGAAGUCCUUCCGGACCGUGGCUGGCCUGUCCCGCCACCAGCACAGCCAUGGCGCAGCCAGUGGGCAGGCCUUUCGCUGCGGCAGCUGUGAUGGCGCCUUCCCACAGCUGGCCAGCCUUUUGGCUCACCAGCAGUGCCAUGUGGAGGAGGCGGCCGCUGGUCGCCCGCCCCCUCAGGCUGAGGCUGCUGAGGUCACCUGUCCCCAGGAGCCUCUAGCCCCAGCCACUCCUGCUCCACCUCCACCCCCGCCUGCCCCUGUUUCUGCAGAGCGGCCAUACAAAUGCGCCGAGUGUGGCAAAGCCUUCAAGGGUUCUUCCGGGCUGCGUUACCACUUGCGGGACCACACCGGCGAGAGGCCCUACCAGUGCGGGGAGUGCGGCAAAGCCUUUAAGCGGUCCUCUCUGCUGGCCAUCCACCAGCGCGUGCACACAGGCCUUCGAGCCUUCACCUGUGGUCAGUGUGGCCUCACCUUCAAGUGGUCAUCCCACUACCAGUACCACCUGCGACUGCACUCAGGUGAGCGGCCCUAUGCCUGCAGCGAGUGUGGCAAGGCCUUCCGGAACACAUCGUGCCUGCGGCGCCACCGACACGUGCACACUGGCGAGCGGCCGCACUCCUGUAGCGUGUGUGGCAAGAGCUUUGCACAGACCUCCAACCUGCGGCAGCACCAACGCGUGCACACGGGCGAGCGACCCUUCCGCUGCCCACUCUGCUCCAAGACCUUCACCCACUCUUCCAACCUGUUGCUGCACCAGCGCACCCAUUCUGCCGAGCGCCCUUUUGCCUGCCCCAUUUGCGGCCGUGGCUUUGUCAUGGCUGCCUAUCUGCAGCGGCAUCUGAGGACGCACACCCCAGCCACAGCAGCCUCGGGCACCACCGGCCCCACUGUUCCACAGCCUCCUGCCCCAUUGGCCGCAGCUCCAGCUCCACUGGCCGCCCAAGAUGUUCAUGUCCUUCCCCACCUACAGGCCACACUUUCACUUGAAGUAGCUGGGACCACAGCUCAGGCUACACCCCCAGGCCAAGUAGUCCCCAACUCCCAGACAUUUCUCCUGGUACAGACUGCCCAGGGCCUUCAACUGAUCCCUAGCAGUGUCCAUCCCCCUACCCCUCCACCACCGCCUCCACCCCCCAAACUCAUCCUCCUGCCUCCUGCCAAUACUGGGGGUAUGGGCAAUGGUGCUGCGAGACAGGGCCCUCGGGCUGUGGGGAAAACUGGACAGGGGACAGGAGUAAUGUGGUUUCCAGGCCCCAGUGGUCUGGGGAUGCAGGGAGGGGGUAAUGCAGGGGCUAGCGGGGGAGGCCAGAGCCUCAUUGUUCUGCAGAAUGUAGGGAGUGGGGAGACAGGGUCACAGGAAAUGAGUGGGGUUCAACUUCAGCCAGCACAGGAAGUGGCCACGGUCCAACUCCAGCCUGCACAAGAAGUGACCACGGUCCAGCUCCAACCAGCACAGGAAGUGACCACGGUCCAGCUCCAGCCCCUGACAGGCCAAGUCUCCAGUUCUAAUGGCGGGGCUGUGGCUACGGACACUCCAAACCUGCUGGUGGUUCAGAGUGGCCCUGAAGAGUUGCUCACUGGCUCUGGGCCUGGGGAGGUGGGGGACAGCGAAGCCAGUGCCAGUGUGGUUCAGGAUGUCCUGUUUGAAACGCUGCAGACAGAUGAGGGGUUGCAGAGUGUGCUGGUGCUGAGUGGGGCGGAUGGCGAGCAGACCAGGCUCUGUGUGCAGGAGGUGGAAACCCUUUCCCCUGGGCUGGCAGAGCCACCCGCCACUGCCCCUGCAGGACAGAAACUCCUCAUCAUUCGGAGCGCUCCCGCUACCGACCUGCUGGAGAGCAGCAGUGUUGCAGGAGGCACCGCGACACUGCAGCUCCUGGCCCCACCAACACCUGGCCCGGUCUCUGCCCCUGUCGGGGUGCCCGUAGCUCCCACCUCCCAGAUGGUACAAGUGGUCCCUGCAGUGGCUGGCCCGGGGGUCAUGGCUCCCCAGAGCUUGCCCUCUAUCCAGAUUGUACAGACUCUGCCCGCAGUCCAGUUGGUACACACAUUUUGAAG